Scylla paramamosain (green mud crab) is the source of this 3388-nucleotide messenger RNA. Its product is annotated as sodium-independent sulfate anion transporter-like. Gene Ontology annotation, cellular component: plasma membrane. The transcript is spliced from 14 exons. The coding region runs from base 218 to 2299 and encodes 693 amino acids. Lineage: Eukaryota; Metazoa; Arthropoda; Malacostraca; Decapoda; Portunidae. Gene Ontology annotation, biological process: transmembrane transport. The record is from RefSeq and is a predicted model, not a curated record. Gene Ontology annotation, molecular function: sulfate transmembrane transporter activity.
GGAACUCAUAUUAGUGGUCUGAAGCGCAUUGGCUUCAGAGCUCCCUUUGUGUUUAAAACUUGAAAAUUUAAAGCGACGAGAACAAGAGAGUGACCUCGAUGUAAGGGAAGAUGUCAAUAAAUACCAACUUGAUAGCUGGAGUGGAUCAGGGCACAACCAUAGUGGAUUCCUGCUCCUAGAGAAGAAGGCUUUAUACAUACGUACGUAAACCGAGAGGAUGAAUAAUCGAGCCAUGAAAGGAAAUAUUCGUCAUUGUGAGGACGCGGUGUACCGCAGCACAGUGGUGGCCCUCGAGGGGGACGCUCCCAGUCCGCCAGGGGGAGUCCUCUACUUCCUGAGGAACAAAGCAGGGCGGUGUCUGAGCCGCAAGACGCUGCACCGCCGCCUGCCGUGUCUCACGUGGCUGAGGAGCUACAACGCCGAGUGCCUGCUGGGGGACCUGGUGGCGGGCUUUACGGUGGGCCUCAUGAUCAUCCCGCAGGCCCUGGCGUAUGGCAUCGUGGCGGGCCUUAGCCCCAGCGAUGGUCUGUACUCGGCCUUCAUCCCGUGCUUCGUGUACUUCCUGUUGGGGUCCACCAUGGAGAUGAACAUCGGGCCCACGGCGAUCAUGGCCCUGAUGACCCAGCAAUACACCAGCAGCGGCGGGUCAGCAUACGCCGUGCUCCUCUGCUUCACCUCAGGCAUCAUAGAAUUUGUGGCUGGCAUCAUCAACCUUGGCUUCCUCAUCAACUUCAUCUCCCAGCCUGUCAUUAGUGGCUUCACCUCCGCCGCUGCUAUCACCAUUGCGUCCUCGCAGCUCAAGGCGCUCUUCGGCCUCUCCCUGAAGACCAAGGGCCUCGUGGACAUCUGGGUCAAGGUCUUCUCUAACAUUAAGGACUUCAGGUGGCAGGACCUCACGUUGGGCCUUGUGUGCAUCGUCCUGUUACUACUGCUCAAGGAGGUGCGGUCUAUCCGGUGGCCAUGUCUGGACCACAGUAGCCGCGGCUUGGGACAACGGGUGCUCAAGAAGGUGAUAUUCUACCUUUCAGUGGGACGCAAUGCUCUGGUGGUCAUCAUUGCUUCUGUCAUUGCUUACUCCCUGGAUGGUGAUGACCAGCCCUUCACCAUAACAGGUCAUGUGGAGCCAGGCAUCCCCAAAGCCAGUUUGCCUCCCUUCUCCACAUUCAACACCAACACCAAUGAGACAGUGCCAUUCCCGGAGAUCAUGAACGACAUCGGCAUUGGGGUGGUGAUGGUGCCCUUCAUUGCCAUCCUGGACCACAUUGCCAUCGUCAGCGCCUUCGCCAAGGGACGCACCUUCGACGCCACUCAGGAGAUCAUCACACUAGGCAUUGCUAAUCUUGUUGGCUCCUUCUUUGGUAAUCUGAUGUAUGUUCAUCAGAUGUACUAUACAACCUUGCUUUGUAAUGCAUCUAUUGCCUUAAAUGUAAACACAACUGGUCGAUGCCCCACAACUGGUUCCUUGUCUCGGUCAGCUGUCAACCUGAGCAGUGGAGUGAGGACGCCUGCUGGAGGUCUGGUAACAGGAGUGAUGGUGCUGCUGGCACUGGCCUUCCUCACCCCAGCUUUCAGAUACAUUCCCAAGUCCACAUUAGCAGCAGUGAUCAUAUGUGCAGUGAUCCACCUCAUUGACUACUCCAUUGUCAUGCCUCUGUGGCGUAGCAAGAAAAUUGACCUGGUGCCAUUACUGGUGACCUUCGUAGCCUGUCUCAUGUGGGGCCUAGAGUGGGGCAUCCUGCUGGGCAUUGGCCUCAAUCUGUCCCUGUUGCUGUUCUCUAUUGCCACGCCCUCGGUGAAGGUUGCCCUUGUCCCUCCAGGGAAGCAACACGGUGGAUACGUCCUGGUGACUCCAGCACAUGGUGUCAGCUACCCAAGCACAUCCCAUAUCAGAGCCACCAUCAGGAAGGCCGGGCUCAAACAGGCUGGUGGCUCCCUCCCAGUUGUCAUUGACUGCACCUUCAUCGACACAGCUGACUACACUUCGGCUAAGGGCAUCAAGGGCAUGGUAGAGGACUUCCAGCUGCGUGGACAGACAUUGGUGUUCCUGUGCAUGAAGCCUCGGGUGCUGCAGACAGUGGCAGCCCUACAUGACGGCAUCACAGUCUGCUCCAGCUUUGAUGCCUUGCCUGAAGCCCUGGCAGAUGGAGAGACUGAGGUGGGCAUAGAGACAGUGAAUGGGGACACUCUCCACCCAGCAGGAGACUUGGUUGUAUCCACCAUGAUCUCCACGCCUACCUCAGACACCAGUGACGCAGCCAAUCCUCUGCUCACCACCACCACCUUCCUGGACGAGAAGUAGCAGAUCUUGACGCCCAUCACAAGCACAAAUGUAUAUUCCUUGGCUCUCACAAGCUUAUCAGAUGGUUCAGGAAGCCAUCUAGCCUUUCUUUAACUGGUUGGUAAUUCAAGUUUGUAAAUUACGUAAGCUUGCUGGCUGCACCAAUAUCAUGCGUACAUGGGGUGCAUUUGUAAAGAUUUAAAAAGUCCACUUGUGCCUGAGAUAAUGACCUGAGGCUUCCAGCAGUGUGCAGUGUUAGUGGGAGAGUAGAGGUAGAUAGGUAAUGGUGGUGCAGCACUGGGUUGAGGCCCAGUGAGUGGCAAGGGACACUGGUCUGUGGAGCAGUCAUGCAGGUGGAAAUGUAAUCCUUGAUAUAUGGGCUUUCAGUCAAAAUACCUCAUGAUUAGCAUGAAUCAGAAUUAUUAAUUUCAGGAGAGAUACUAGAAUGCAGAAUGCAAAUGUUCAAAUUAGGAAAAUAUAAAAAUGGAUGUCCGUAAUAUUCAAUGCAUGUAAAUAACAAAAGCCAAUGUGAAGCAUAGCUAUUAAUACUUAUGGAGGCCUUGAAUCACUGUUAGAUUAGUGUUGAUGCUGUACGUGCAGCUUUAUAAAUUAUUAAAUAUCAUGGCACCUCAUAUUAUUGCAAAGGGACAACAUAAUGACUAAAUAACCAUCAAGGCAAGAAUCACAGUGACAGACUGCAAUAAUCUCUUCAUGGGAAGGUAAUGAACCAGAGUGGCAGUGCUGGUCUGCUCUUGACAAUACACGUAGUGGGUACAACUUAUUGGUGUUGACGGCAGCUGCUUAGGUGAAGGUGUUUUUGUGUAAAAAGAUUUUUAAAUUCACUUAGAUUAAAUUUUUCUAGAUUUUUUGUAGUAUAGUCUGAAUAUAGAGUAAUACAUUUGUUUUAUGUAGACUUCAGUGUACAGUGUAGAUGACUAGUGAAUGAAUCUGAAACAUCUCUAAAUUUAGAUAAUUUUACCUAGAUGUUGUCACUGCAUAAAUCUGCUUUGAAAUGUUUCUUCCCACACACACUCUACUUCACUCUGAAGUCACAAACUACAUCAGUUCUUCAGUCCGAAGCUAACACUUAUAAAAUUUUGCAAAUCUGCU